CACUGCGACGACAGCGCGUCGUUGAUGACCGCGUCUGAUAUUGAUUGACUGCCACCACCAAGACAUGGACUUGGGGUGACAUCCAACCACCAAUCCACAAAAUGGCUGGCCCAACACGACCCCCCGACAAGAAACAGGCCUCGAUCUCGAGCUUCUUUACCCCACGAAACACCAGUCCCUUGGUCAACCUCAGCCAGAACGCCACCAAGAAGGCACCACCAGCCGAGCCUAAACCAUCAAAGUCGACAUCCUCGAGGAAACGACCAGAACCCCAAAACGACGACAGCGAAGAUGAUGCUCCCAGAGAUGCCAAACGGCGCAAGUCGAAUGGCCCAUCAGCAACAAAGGAUACCGAAGACGCCGUUGCCUCCCUGAAACUCUCCUCCUCCCGAACAGAACGGUACGCUCUUAACUCGAGCCGGCCUUCCCAAGACGAAGAAGAGAACGAAGAAGAUGCUGCCGAACGCAAAAAGAAAGAAGAACUUCACCGAAAGUUCGUCAAGAAACUUGGCCAUCCCGAUAGCAUGUUCAACUACAGGCGACGGGACACCGAGUCUGCUGCUGUUGAAGGCGAAGGCGAGGAGGGCGAAGACGACGAAGAUGAACCAGCACCCAAGACCACCACCAAAAAGAAGGGGGCAAAGACGGGCAAGCUCACUCCCAUGGAGUUACAGUUCCUGGAAAUAAAGAGAAAACAUAUGGAUACUCUUUUGAUCGUCGAGGUUGGGUACAAGUUCCGCUUCUUUGGCGAAGACGCCCGCAUAGCGGCCAGGGAACUGAGCAUCGUCUGCAUACCGGGCAAAUUUCGGUACGAUGAACACCCUUCCGAAGCCCAUCUCGACCGCUUUGCUUCGGCAAGCAUACCGGUUCAUCGUCUACCUGUACAUGCCAAGCGUCUGGUCGCCGCCGGCCACAAGGUCGGAGUGGGCACCUACAUCGAUGAGACGGGCGAGUUGGACCAGCCGGGCGAGACUACGGGUGCUUCUUCUGGUGGCUACCUGCUUUGUCUGACGGAAACCCCAGCAAAGGGCAUGGGAACCGACGAAAAGGUCAAUGUCGGCAUCAUUGCCGUCCAACCCGCUACUGGCGACAUCAUCUACGACGAGUUUGAAGAUGGCUUCAUGCGUCGGGAGAUCGAGACACGACUGCUCCAUAUUUCUCCCUGCGAGUUUCUCAUCGUGGGCGAUCUCAGCAAAGCCACUGAUAAACUCAUCCAACACCUCUCCGGCAGCAGCACCAAUGUGUUUGGUGACAAGAGCCGUGUGGAGAGGGUCCCCAAGAGUAAGACCAUGGCAGCUGAGGCCUACUCGCACGUCACGGAUUUCUACGCCGGCAAGGCCAAGGACAGUGAUGAACGCUCAGCAGCUCUACUCGACAAGGUGCUAAAGCUCCCAGAAGCCGUGAUGAUCUGUCUCUCGGCCAUGAUCACCCAUCUGACCGAGUACGGCCUGCAACACAUCUUCGAUUUGACCAAAUACUUCCAAUCGUUCAGCACGCGCCAACACAUGCUCAUCAACGGCACCACUCUCGAGUCCCUCGAAGUGUACCGUAACGCCACCGACCAGUCCGAGAAGGGUUCUCUGCUUUGGGCCCUCGACAAAACUCAUACUCGCUUCGGCCAGCGUCUCCUCCGCAAGUGGAUCGGCCGUCCCCUUCUCGACCAACAACGGCUCGAAGAGCGCGUGUCCGCAGUCGAGGAGCUUCUGGACAACCAAUCCACCGCCAAGGUCGACAAGCUGGUGGGCAUGCUCAAGUCCAUCAAGGCCGACCUCGAGCGCAGUCUCAUCCGCAUCUACUACGGCAAAUGCACCCGUCCCGAGCUCCUCUCGACCCUCCAAACCCUCCAAAAAAUCUUCCUAGAAUACUCUCGCGUCAAAUCCCCUUCGGACACGGGCUUCUCCUCCCCUUUGCUCACCUCUGCCAUCAUGUCCCUGCCUUCCAUCGGGCCUCUAGUCACCGCACACCUCUCCAAAAUCAACGCCGAAGCCGCCCGCAAAGACGACAAGUACGCCUUCUUCCUCGAGCAGCACGAGACCGACGACAUCUCUGAACAUAAACUGGGCAUAGCAGCUGUGGAGCAAGACCUUGACGAACACCGCUCCGAAGCGGCCAAGGAGCUGGGCAAGAAGUCCCCGAUCAGCUACGUGACCGUGGCAGGAAUUGAGUAUCUCAUCGAAGUGGCCAACACGGACCUCAAGCGCGUCCCGGCCUCGUGGGCCAAGAUUUCCGGAACCAAGAAGGUCUCGAGGUUUCACACUCCUACGGUGUUGAGGUUGAUAGCGGAAAGGGAUCAGCACAAGGAGAGUCUGGCUUCGGCCUGCGAUCAAGCUUUUGCUGAUCUGCUGGCCCAGAUAGCAGGGGAGUACCAACCGCUUCGCGAUGCGGUUUCUUCGUUGUCGACUUUGGACUGCCUUUUGUCGCUAAGCACAGUCGCUGCAUUGCCGGGGUACACCAAACCAACCUUCUUACCGUCUUCCCAUCCUUCUUUCCUAUCCAUCACCGAGGGCAGACAUCCCAUUGCCGAACACCUGUUACCAAACGGGUAUAUCCCUUUUACCAUGUCUCUUGGCACCCCGUCCUCCUCUUCCCCUACCACUACCAGUCCCAGUCCCUCCUCCGGAGGGCCAGCCCUAGCCCAACUAAUCACCGGCCCCAACAUGGGCGGCAAAUCCUCCUACACCCGCGCCGUCGCGCUCCUAGUCUUGCUCGCACAAAUCGGCUCUUUCGUGCCCGCCACCGCCAUGUCUCUGACCCUCUCCGACGCCAUUUUUACCAGGAUGGGCGCCCGCGACAACUUGUUCAAGGGCGAAUCAACAUUCAUGGUCGAAGUCUCUGAGACGGCUAGUAUCCUUCGGCAGGCCACACCAAAAAGCCUGGUGGUGCUCGACGAGCUGGGACGCGGAACGAGUACCCAUGAUGGACGAGCGAUCGCUGGUGCCGUGCUGGAGUAUGUGGUUAGGGAAGUGGGGUGUUUGAUGCUUUUUGUUACUCAUUAUCAGGAUUUGGCGCGGGUGGCUGAUGGUUUAACCGUAGGUGAGGGGGAGGGAGGGGAGAAGAGAAAGGGGGUGGAGUGUGUGCAUAUGCGGUUUGCGAGCAAUAAGGCUUCUUCUAAUUCUAAGGAGGAGGGACCGGGUGAUGAUGAUGCGAUGGAGGUUGAUGCCGAUGGGGCGGCGGAUGAGGAUGAGGAGAUUACCUUCUUGUAUGAUCUAGCGCCGGGCGUGGCGCAUAGGUCUUAUGGAUUAAAUGUUGCGAGGCUGGCGAGAAUACCGAGGAAGGUGUUGGAGGUUGCUGCGAAGAAUUGGAGCAGUUGUUGGGUUUGGUUGAGCAGUUGUAAGUUUGAAGUUGGAAGUUGUAGUGUUUGUUUGGGUUUGGGGCGGUAGGAUAUGGUUAUGGUUUGCAGGCCGUGGCAUGAAAGGCCAAAUGAUGGCUAGAUGUAUAGAGGACCAUGAUGUAUAACAGUAUGACGCGCGAAAGCAGAUAAAGCAAAGGGAGCAAGAACAUGAUCUCCCAACCCAAGACAAGCACGACACCCACUGAAUCACCGAUGGGACGAUACUUGGUUGAUGACAGACGUUGAAUGCUUGGCCGGCAGGCAUCCAGCAGAGGGAAGCGUACCGUACCACCUAUAUAAGGCUCCCUUCCUUACCCGUCAUCCAAAAACCACAGCUGGUAAAUUCAGUGGCUCCGUGGUGUAGUGGUAGCAC
This is a messenger RNA of Neurospora tetraspora, 3704 nucleotides long. Its product is annotated as DNA mismatch repair protein msh-3. The record is from RefSeq and is a predicted model, not a curated record. Gene Ontology annotation, biological process: mitotic recombination; mismatch repair. Gene Ontology annotation, cellular component: nucleus. Gene Ontology annotation, molecular function: ATP-dependent DNA damage sensor activity; mismatched DNA binding; ATP binding. Bases 102 to 3380 code for a protein of 1092 amino acids. The transcript is spliced from 3 exons. NCBI's taxonomy places the organism in Eukaryota, Fungi, Ascomycota, Sordariomycetes, Sordariales, Sordariaceae.